GUGGUGAACUGGGUGACGUGAAAAACUAAGUAGAUUUUUAAAGUUUAACAUGUAAGAUACAAGUAUAAAUCGGUUAACAAAUCUUGUGCUACUGAAAAAGAAAAGAAAAGUAAACAGCUCAGUAUUUCAAAAUAUAUUAUAAUGCUCUAUCUACGAAAAAGGAUUUGGAACUUGUUGUUCAUUUUUGUUAGAUAGGUAUUAGCAGUGAAAGGGUUAACUCAAAAGCAAAAGUCAAAAAGUUAUCUUUAUAAUCGUCGUUGUUUUUUGUCAUCACGUUGAUUUUGAUUUCCCGUGGUUGUCCGGGUUCAGCAGUUCGUAGAAGCGGUCACAUUUUAUUGAUAAAAUAUAUAAUCUAUAGUGAAAAUGGAAGAGAGCGGUGAUUUAUUUACGACCCGCAUGAGGAAGGCGACCAGAAAAAUACACAAUAUUAGUGAUGCCUUGGUGAACGCGAAGUUCGCUCUUUCAUUAAGAGAUGAAGAAGUAUGGGGUGGCGGUCUGUUCAUAUUCUACCAUGUAUUUGGUUUCCUUGAGGAUGCUAAAGCCAGGCUGAAUAUACCAGACUUUGAUAAGCUGUUUGUCAAUAAAGUUUUAUACAGAAAGAAAGCUUUCGAAGAUGACCUAACACAUUACUUGGGUGAGAACUGGAGGUCUAUACCAAAAGCGAUGGCUCUAGAGAACUACAUAGAACACCUACAAGAGCUGGAGAGGUCUAACCCUAGGUUAUUGAUGGCAUAUGUCUAUCACUUGUACUUGGGGCUUCUCAGUGGUGGACAGAUUCUGGCCAAGAAACGGAAGAUGUUUGGCGAUGAAAACGCCAAAACGGAAUUAUACAUAGACAAAGUAACAGACUUCUCUGGGACAGACAUCUCUCAAUUAAAAAAAGAUUUCAGACAAGCCAUGAAUGAGAUAGCAGAAAAAAUGUCUGAGGAGGAAAAGGAAGCGUUCAUUGAGGAGAGUAAUCAAGUGUUUGUAAUGAAUAAUUUGAUCGUUAAUUCCGUUGGGGGACAGAACAAAGUUCUUUAUAAUCUGUUGUAUAAAUUCUCAGCUGUUGUACUCGUUGUAGCUGGCGUUGUUACAGCUUAUAAAAUGUAUAAAUGAACUGUGCCAAAGAUUAAAAAAAAUAUAUAUAAGAAGCUAUAAAAAUACCUGCUAUGGCUCAAUACUAUCUUCCAUGGCAGCCGUAGCAGAUAAUUUUAUAGGAUCUUAUAUAGUGUAACAAUGAGGGUUACCAAGCCUGAUCUUGCUAAUUGCAGUGCAAUGAGAACUAAGGUUUCUUCUCAAACUCCAAUUUAUAAUAACAGAUACAAUAUAUCGAUUUUAUCAGUGACAAUGAUUGGUCAAUGUGAACCUUAAACGACAAAACAAAGAACGAAAAACAUUCAUUUCACACAAACGACGCAAAAACAACAACAACAACAACAACAACACAAUAAUAAGGACGAAAUAAACAUAGAAAAUACGCUGAAUUUGCGUCUCCUUGUGUCAAACGUUAACGCCAUCUAGUACACAGAAAUGGUAACUCUCAUUAUGAUAAAUUACGUACUUUCAGUUUUGUUGUUAUAGCG
Messenger RNA from Spodoptera exigua (beet armyworm), 1565 nucleotides. Lineage: Eukaryota; Metazoa; Arthropoda; Insecta; Lepidoptera; Noctuidae. The record is from the annotation of a GenBank genome assembly.